UACAGUUGCGAGUGAGCGCAUUUCCAUCGACAUCUAUGAAAUUUUUAUUUUUUAACGCUCUCUGGCUGGCAUAUUUUGUAUAUUCCACAAAGGUAUAGCGGAUGGAAAUGGUGUGUACUUUUCUUCGUCCUCCAUGCUUGCGGUUUCCCACUUGGCGGAAGAAUCUCACACUUUACGGGCGCGAUCGGGUGUGUGACUGACGGUUUUUAAUUGCAUUAUUUGAUUAAAAAGAGAGAAAAGUUUUACUGCCGCCGUGUCGCGGUUCGUUUGGUUGGGUUUUUUUUCCUGCGUGUACUUUUUGGUGGCUGCCUUUAGCACGAAUUUUCCAUCCGGGUGCAAUACGAAAACAAAAGCCUGGUGAAAUAUACUCUACGAAGCAAAGGUGCAAGAAAAAUCAAAACACUGUGCACUAUGGUGUAUAGCAGCAGAUGUGUGUGAAGUUUUUGCGGAAAGUUGGCUCAAGAAAGCAGAAAAUCGGAAGCAGUGCUUGCAUGUUUACCGUAUUGGAAAAUAGAGAGAAAAAAGUUUAAUAUUGCGGUGAAAAUAGUGAAUGCUUUCCAUCGAAUGUGUGAAGUUAGAAAUAAUCAGUCAGCUGGAAAGUGAAUGACACCAUAAAAAGCCCAUAAUAUUGUCUCUCUGGAUUAAGCGAUUUCGGUGCGGAUAAACAUGGUUCUGAUUGCGGAAGAACAGCCUCGGACUUGUUAAAUCAUCGCUGCGCUGCGUCUCAACGGAAAAACGCCAACGCAAGCCGUACAGGACGUAGUUUAUGGGUUGUCCCCUCAAAAAUUUACCCACAGCAGCAGGGCAAUCACAACGCAAUCAGCGUGGCGAAGCAGUGAAUCCUGUGUGAAGUAGCAGUAGCCAUCGAUCGGACAAAUGAAGUCAUAGAAGUUGCCAGCUCUCGGACCAACAGAAAGAUAACGCGGCGAAAAGGCGGAAUUGUUUUGCGAAACUCACGCCAGAUCAUCGCCAGCUGCAGCCUAGGAAACAACGAAUGCACCCAUGAUCAUUUGGACGAACGCGCGCUGCAACGGUGUUGUAGCGGUGAAGUAGCGUUACAGAGAUAUAAACACGUCGACGUCGUCUCCCUUCAGGCCGGUCCUUCGCCCACCCACAAUCUUCCCCGUUGUACGCAUAUACAACGCGGAAGCGCGCGCGACUUGGUAAAGAGAAACAAAGCGAGCAGCAAGCAGCAGCAGCAGCACGAAAAUAGUUCGUGUGACUAAUCGUGAAGAUUUUCUUUGUCAUCACCGGAGCGUGAGAGAGUGUUUUCUCCGCUGGUGGAAGCUGGCAGUGAAAGAAGUGAAAAAAAGGAAAAAAAAAUAGUGUUGGGCGGAAAUAGAUGGUCGAGGGAAGAUGAUUUUAAUGUGUUCUACUAGCCAUCCCUCCCUGAGUGUGUAAUGUUAUGUUUUUAAGCUUAUGAAUGUGCAAUAGUCGGGGGCACAAUAUUAUUUGGUGGGCGUCACCGGCGAAGUGGUAGGCGUUUGUUGGAAGGUAUCGUUUCCAAGGUGUCUGUGACUCGCGUCGGGCGGUGAAGUUUGGGCGCGGUGCUGCGGUGAAAGAAAAGUGCGCAAAUCAAUUAUAUAGAUUGUGAAUUUCGAUCGUGAAGCUGUUGGCAUUGUCAAUAGCAUAAAAGUGUAGGGAGAGGAAAAAGUUCGUCGAGUUCCGAUCGAAGUCCGGAAAGAGUUCUGUUUGCGUGUGUGUAUGUGUAAACACCGGUGUGGGCAAGAAGGCGACUCUACACCGUUGUAGGCAACCAUAUUGAACGCACGGGUGAAUGUGUUUACCGGGGGCAUGAUAGUCCCCCCUCAUCUGGCCACAACACUCAACAACAGUGGUGGGGGGUCUGGUAGUAACAGUAACAGUACUGGGAAUAGUAGCAACAGUAGUAGUAGCAGCAACAACAGUGGUUUGUCCGCUACAGGGGCAGGAGGAGCAGUAGCAGGGGGUUUUGCAAGCCACCUCGGGGUAGGAGUAGUUGGAGCGGCGCCAUCGGCCACAGUAGCAUCGCUGGUGGUUAGCGGUAGCCAGGAUAGUCUGAGUGGUUUCAUACUCGCUGGUGGUGGCGGCGGAGGCAACGGCAACGGCAGUGGCAGUAGCGGAAGCGGAUCCAGCCGUACGGGGUCCAGCGACGGCAGCGGAAAUCGUAUACUCGCCGUCAAUCGCAACAUUGACGAUUUAUUGUUCGGCAGUGAUUUGGACUCUUUGAUCAAUGACAAUAUCAUAAAUGGAUUCAAAUCGUUGAAAGUGGUGGAUUUACACUCGCAGAACGACUUGGAUUAUCAACAUCGGCGUCAGUAUCUGCAGCAGCAAUCGCAAUCCCAACAGCUGCCGUACACUCAUCAUCAACCAUUCUAUCAUCAUUAUCAUUCUCAUCAGCUGCACUCAUUACCACCAAUCCAGCAGCAGCAACAGCAUCAACAAGCACCCACGUCAUUACACUAUCCACCUCACCAUCAUCAUCUGCAGCAACAGCAGCCGCAGCAACAAGUUAAUCACUGGAUUGAAUCGGAUAUCAUAACAAGUAGCAAGAUGCUGACUGAUAAGGCAAAACAGAAGUUAGCAGCACAAUAUGCAUCCGGAAAUGUUCCUGACUCAACGCGGCAGAGGCAUCAUGCGCCGCUCUACGGAAGACUGGUUACAGAAGAACACUUACCUGCCGUUCAUCGUGAUAUACAUCAGCGUUCGAUAAGUCCUACAUCAUCAACAGACAUUCGGGCGAUGCAAGCCCGAAUACCAUCGCAUUUCCGAGAUCCAUCGACGGCGCCACUGCGGAAGCUGAGCGUGGAUCUGAUCAAAACCUACAAACACAUAAAUGAGGUUUACUAUGCCAAAAAGAAACGAAGAGCUCAACAGACCCAGGGCGAGGAUACGUCACACAAGAAGGAGCGAAAGUUGUACAACGAUGGCUACGACGACGAGAAUCAUGACUACAUCAUCAAAAACGGCGAAAAGUUUCUCGAUCGUUACGAAAUUGAUUCACUGAUUGGUAAAGGCAGUUUCGGUCAGGUAGUGAAAGCAUACGAUCACGAGGAGGAAUGUCAGGUGGCCAUCAAGAUCAUCAAGAACAAAAGACCCUUCCUGAGCCAAGCACAAAUCGAGGUGAACCUGCUGGAAAUGAUGAAUCGGGCGGACGCGGAAAAUAAAUACUACAUCGUUAAGCUGAAACGACAUUUCAUGUGGCGGAACCAUCUGUGUUUAGUAUUCGAGCUGUUAUCCUAUAAUUUAUACGACUUACUGCGCAAUACCAAUUUCCGCGGCGUGUCACUGAACCUGACGAGGAAGUUUGCCCAGCAGCUAUGUACGGCGUUAUUAUUUUUAAGUUCACAAGAAUUAAAUAUCAUACACUGUGAUUUAAAACCAGAAAAUAUAUUAUUAUGUAACCCUAAACGGUCAGCAAUUAAGAUAGUAGAUUUUGGCAGUUCAUGUCAGCUAGGGCAAAGGAUAUAUCAAUACAUACAAUCACGUUUCUACCGCUCUCCGGAGGUACUACUAGGAAUACCGUACGACUUAGCAAUCGACAUGUGGUCUCUCGGCUGCAUACUGGUGGAGAUGCAUACCGGUGAGCCGCUGUUCUCGGGCUCGAAUGAGGCCGACCAGAUCAACAAGAUCGUGGAGGUGCUCGGGAUGCCACCGAAGCACAUCCUGGACCAGGCGCACAAAACUCGCAAGUUCUUCGAGAAGCACCCGGACGGGACGUACGUCCUGCGGAAGACCCAAAACCAGCGCAAGUACAAGGCACCCGGCUCGCGGAAGCUGCACGACAUCCUGGGGGUGGAAACGGGCGGUCCGGGAGGGCGGAGGCAUGGCGAGCCCGGCCACAGCGUGUCCGACUACCUUAAGUUUAAGGAUCUAAUAUUAAGGAUGCUGGAUUACGAUCCGAAAACGCGCUGCACACCGUACUAUGCCUUGCAACACAACUUCUUCAAGCGGACGUCGGAUGAAAGCACCAACACAGCGAACACGAUCAGCUCGCUCAGUACGAGCCCGUCAGUUAGCACGCAAGACCCAAGCAGUCAUGGUCUAUCAUCAUUGCAACACCAACCUCAGUCAAUGCACCAUCAGUCGCAGCAGCAGCAACAACAAACCCAGCAGCAGCACCAUCAGUCAUCAUCCCAGUCGGCGGCAAGUAUGCUUUUACUGUCGCAGGCGGCCGCUGCCGUAGGUCUUGGCAACAACACCAGCGCCGGUAUCUCCGGGCCUUCCAUCAACACUAGCAAUAGCAGCAGUAGCAUCAUCAUCAAUAACAAUAGCAACAAUAACUCACUCGCAAUGGAAUGUGAUCCACCGGCGAUGAUGGUACAGACGCAUUCAGUCCUAUCGACAUCGGCGAACCCCAACCAUUACCAUCGGAAUCGCUAUCUUCAGCAGCAGCAGCAACAACAGCAACAACAGCAUCAAUUGCUUGGUCACAAGAGUUACGCCCCCGCUUCACUGCCAAUCGACUUGGGGGGUAUCGCUCACGGCGGCCAGGUUAUUGAUCCAUCCACAUCGGCUUCGCAGGCAGCAGCGGCCGCCGCCCUCAUGUCCGGCAGCUUUAGCACCCAUCCGGUCGGUGGUACCAGCAGCAGUAGCGGCGUUGGCACCGGCGGCGGAAACAGCAGGAGCAUACUUUCGCACAGCGCCAGCUAUGCACCCUUCUCGAUAAAUGAUGCUGCCCUUCUGAUGGGUCACACCGGUGUUCCGACUAGCCAUGGCGUCCUAGGGUUCGUACCCAUGGGACCGAUCGGUAACAGCAGCAGUAGCAGUGGGAUGGCUGGCCCAGGCUCACUCGUUACCAGCACUGGAAGCGGUGGAGUGGCAGCUAUCGGCAGCAUAGUUGGUGGUAGCGCCAGUGGUGGCAGCAGUAGUAGUAGUAGCACAAGCUCCAAGGGUCUAGGACGGGCAGCGGCAGCAGCAGCUGCGGCCGCUGCCGCCGCUUCGAGCGAACGGGACGAAUCGCCCAUGGUUGGCGUUUGCGUGCAACCGAGUCCGGUCAUAAUCCACUGAAUGAAUGAUACGAUGAUAGCUAGAGAUGGAUGGCGUGUGCAUUCGAGAGAGUUGGAUAGCGUGAGGUGUGUGUAGGGUGUGCGAAAGAGAUGGAAGUGUGCAGUGCCAAACUAUACACACUACCAUACACUAUACUAUUACUGUAAAUCUUAGGAAGAUGUUUUUGUCGUGGGGUUUACGCUUCUCGAUGUCAGUGAUUUGGUUCUAUUCGAGCUCUAUCAUCCCAUGUGAGCGAAGGUACAGUACACUGAAGCAGUUCGUUCGCAAGAAAUAAUUGGCCUUAACUUGAUUGUGAAUUUCCAGUUUGGCGGGAGAAAUGCAAGCUUAUUUUGCUAAUAUUUUUAACUUUUUUGCGGAACAUAUUUACCAAUCGUGGUCGAGAGUUUUACUGCAAUAGAUAUAUAAAGAAAUAUAUAGAUUAAAAACGUCCAAUUGUACACAAUCUCUAUUUUAUAAUUUUUCAAAGACGCCAGCUUCUUGAAUGGAAUGAUCUCCAAAUGCUUCUUCGAUUAUACUAACGAUCUCAGAGCAACUUUGCCGUAUCGACGUAGUGAAGUUUGAUUCAUUUAGAAUCCGGAAUCACAAAACCAGUUGUAUCUCCGGAUUGGUUUAAGGUACAAAAAAUGUUUUUGUAUAAAAAUGCAGAUAAUUUAUUGUUCUUUCAGAUAUUGAAAAAGAGUAUUCCGUUACAGUUUUGAUGAAUUUUCGUACUUUUCUUCGGAUAGCCUCCAUCAAAGAUUGGACUCUCUGUUGGUUAACCUCAACGGACUUUUUAUUGCAACGAUGUCUUCAUAUCUGCAGCAUCCCGAGUCAUUCUGGCACCCUUCUGAAUAUUGGGCAAUUUUCAAGCAGAAAUUGGCUUGGCAAUAUUUUCCGUUUGGGCGGAAUUGGGAGCACUUGAAAAUAUUGAGGUAUUUUUUCAAUAUAAUCGACCCCAUUGUCACGGUACCACUGAAGCACCUCUCGACUGUAGUGACAACUUGCCAACCCAACUACCAAAUCCCCUUCAGUGUGACGUUUUUAUGAUGAUUUUAUUCAGCUCUAAUUGCCAUCAAAUCCUCUAUUCAAGCCUUGUUCAAGCAAAUUAGGAGAAAUUAUUGUGCAAUAGCCAAUAUUGUUCGUUAAAGGCAGUUUAAAGCCAAUUAGAAAUCGUUUAUCCAACUCCAAGUUGUAGUGGAAACGUCUAUUCGACCAUAUUCUGAAUUGAUUAGCUCUACUUAGACUGCGAUAUCGAAAAAGAUCUUUUUCUGACAUCAUUAUUUUCUUCUACCAAAUUUCUAUAAAUAUAAUUAGUAUUUUAGUACCUUGACAGACGCCUAUUAGAGACUUUCACAGCUAACAGAUAAAACUUGAUUAGUUUCUGACGAACUUUUGAAAAACAAAAUUGAAAUGAUAAAUAUUCAAACUGCAUCGAUGAUCCUCCAUGAAACCAUUUGGUCCGUUAGAACACAUAAAAAUGUAAUGCCAAGCAAUCGAACAUGAGCUUAAAAACACUGGCAGCAAAUGCUCAUUUUGGUAGUCCAUCAUGUGUUGCUUUGCUGUUGAAUAAACGUUUUCAAAUUGUUUUUCUAGCAUAUUACCCGUGUAAACAUCGAUGGUUGAACAAAAGCUUCAAUUUUGUCUAAAUAAGCUUUUAUACAACGUAUAUUUCAGCAUAUUGUCUUAUUGAGCACUGAAUACUAUUGUUUGACCAUUAUUAAACUGAUUAAUUUUAUAACAGCUAAUGAUCGGUUCCUGUCAGUAGGGCAGAGAGCAAUGUCCUAGAUAAAAGGUAAUGAAGAUGGUCGUUUUUCGAGUGACAUAGUAUGCGCUGCCAUAACUAUUUCUCAAAUAGUAGCAUCAGUCGUUGUGUUUAUAUUCGAUUGCUUACCAUAUCCAUGUGAAAAUGCUUUUUUAGUAUAUCUUUUAUCAAUUAAAAACAUACAUUUCAUUGAAGUUCCCGCUGAUUAUGAAUAUAAUGUGAAAGCAUGCAGUGGAUAUUUGUGAAAUUACGUUGAAAAAGACGAAUAAAAGUGAUAUUUCAGUACAACAUCGAAAAAAUCGAAUUUUUGGUUUUUGCAUUUUUGGGAAGCUUAUGCCCUCAGAAAUGUUGUCAUCAAAGAAUUUUUCGAUAUUUGAUUUCGUUGGAAAGUUACAACCAAAAGCAUGAAGUCACCUCAAGGGACAUAUUUUAAAAAUUUAAGAAUUUUAAAACGCGCUUUUCUCGAAACCAUCUUUUUUCAACUGGUGGUAUCGAUGUCUCAGGAUUUACUCGACCGAUUUGACUGAAAUAUUUUAUCAGUUUGUAAAAAUGGAUUAUCUAAAGCGUUACAUAGUUGCUUUUAAUAUCUAAUUUUUUGAUUUUUCAUGAACUUCUAAACAGCGAUUUUUACGAAAAAUAAACAAUUUUUAACAAAAAUUCCUAUGUGGAAAAUAAAAAAAAAAAUAGUUAAAUGAUGAAAAUUAAACAGUGAAUUCAAAUUAGUUUGAAAAAGACCAGUGGUAAGAUCGACAAUGUCGAAGUAUUCAUGCACAAUAUGUGGUGGUUAUGGCGACUAGCGGGGUCAAGCUUAAUCGAGAUGAACCUAUUUUUCAUUUCGUCUUUUCGCUCUUCUCGCAGAUGAUUAUCAACUGUCUUUCCAUUGAAUGGAACUCCUGGUCCAACACCCUCGGACAAUCGAUCCAAAAGAAGUUUUGUUUCGUCCCAUUCGAUAAACGAAAUGGAAGAAUUGCAUUCGCUAUGCCUAUGCCUAUGUAUUUUUGGCAAUUUAUGCGCUUUUGCUGGAAUUUCCGCUUGAACCACUGAUUUGUGUUGCCGUUUCGGAGUAAUUUCAGAAUAAUUAAAGCAGUGUCUCAAUAAGAAAAUCGCACACUUGUCAGGAUAUUGAAAAUGAGCAGUCACAACAUUCCUGACCAUUCAAUGGCAAUGAAUAAAUGUGAAUGAAUUCUCAUGACUCGAACUUUAAAGAAAUCACAGAUAGAACAGAAUGAAUAUGAAUGUACACAGUAGUAAAUUUAUUUGCCGUGGAACGAAUGACAGCAGUAUCGACAAUCGAAAUAAACGCGUUACACUGAUAAAUAUCUGUUUUCAAUAUUUCUUAAAAAGCUCAAUAUUUCCAAGCCCUGGUUGUCAUCAUCCGAGAGAACUCAGGAAAACUGAUUCCGUUGCAACCUUCAUAUUUUGUAUAUGAGAUCAAUUAUUUUUUCGAAGCUCACUGACCUUUGUAACCAGACCUGAACAGCAAUUUCACCGUCACUACAAGCUACAAUAUCCGGAGUCGACAACAUUUACAACCAUGACACGAAUGUCACAUAGUGAUAGUGUCUUAAAUAAUAAUAGUAAUAAUUUACAGUUGAAAUCGACGACAAACACAACUGUAAAAUAUAAAUUAUCAGACAGAAACGCUUCAUAUAUCCGAGAUUUGCAUGGAAAGAAACUCGAUCGAUCAAAAUUAUCUUCCAACCGCGUUUUGGCUCGCAUUGUUCUUCCAUCACAGUGGUAUGGAACCGAUAUCAUUGACAAAGCGGCCCUUUUAGUUUAAUUUGUUGAGAUACCACGGGGUUUAUCUUUGAUAGAGCAAUAACGUACAGAAUCUAACCGAAUAAUGGUCACGAUCAGUAUUCUGGGAAACCGAUUGAGUAUGCGAAUAUGCAUCCGGCCCAUCUGCCGAAACGACGAACCCCAAUGUGUUUCAUGUCGAAUAUACGAAUUCAUCCUAGCUAAUUUCCAUACGAGUAUAACCAAAAUCCACUACCAUUACCACUAAAUGCAUUACACGAAUAACUUUUGUCUUUGUUUGUACCACACUACAACACAAUCACGUGCAAGAAAAAAAAACCAUCUACAUCCAUUUGUUUGCUAGAAGGAGAGAGGAAGGAUUGCAUGACAGAGAAAAGUUGGGAGGAAUCCAAAUCAAACGCAAAAGAAUGAUGGCAGGACCGAAAGAGCACACCAACAAAAGCACGCCAAUCAGUGUUCCUCCCUUAGACAUGCGUAUUUUUUCCGGAAAAGGCGUGUUUGGGUGUGAAAAUCAGAGGAAUGAAUUAAAACACAUGAUAAUACUUAUUCAUGGACAAAUCCUGGGCACUUUGUGGCGUAGAACAAUAGGGAAAAAAUGUUGCGACCAAUAAUUAAACUUAUUAAAUUAUUAUUUAAAACUAAAUGCAAAUUGACCGGAGAACAAUGAGAAUGAAACACAGGACAAUGUUUCCCUCUUUUGUAAAUAGUAACUGAUAGCUCUAAUAGAAAAAUAGAGGAAAUGAGAAAAUGCAAACAACACGUUUAUCUAAGACGAAACGUAAUUAGCGAGAGAAAGAGAUGGAUGGAAGCAGUAAGUAUUUAGAUCAAUAACUAAAGGAAAAAGUAAAUUAAUUAAAUUAAUGACUAAACAGUAGGAUGUAAGAUAAGUAAAAAACACAACUAAGUAAGAAAAAAUAAGGUAAUAAAAACAAAAAAAAAAACGCUACCAGCAAGCAAAAAAUGUGAAUUAGCAAAACAAAAAUAUGAUAAAAAGAAAAUCCCUUCUAAUGGUUAGAGGACCCUAGCAUCAUAUGAUUAUCAAUCCCGAUAAACAAUGCUGGAGGAAGUGCAGAAUUUCAGCCAAGUCGAGCCAAACAAAACUACGAAGCAAAAAAAAAACACACACAUGUUCACAAAUGGCAACAAGUAUGACUUCGGCUCCUCCCGGAAGGCGUAACGUUCCGCCGGAGAGUGGCGUAACAACACGUGACUGGGCUAAGAAACUAAAGAGAAACAAAAAAUGUCAUACCGCUAGAAGAAACACAUACCAAGCAGCAAAGAACUGAGUUGAAAAACACAUACACGCAUUAGUGAAAACGAGAGAAAAUAAGAAAAAAAACAAGAAGAAAGUUAUCUUCUUAUGAAAAACAAAUGAAACAAAAGGGAGCGUACUCUAUUCUUUAAUCAUUAAUCGAAUAAAAAUAAUGAAAAUACAAUGAGUAAUGCAACCUAAAUUAAUAUAUUUAUACACUUAAGACCGAGGAAACGACUUGGAGCGAAGUGGAGUGGAGAAUCGAAUAGUGAGGAAGCGUCGAGCCGACACUGGAAGCAGUGGGAGUUAGAAGCGAGAGGAUAAAAUCAAUGAUAUGACAACACAAAAAGACAAUGUAAAAAGCAAAAAAAAAACAAACAAAACGAAAAAAAGAUUA
Molecule: messenger RNA, 10137 nt
Organism: Toxorhynchites rutilus septentrionalis
Lineage: Eukaryota; Metazoa; Arthropoda; Insecta; Diptera; Culicidae
Gene: mnb
Product: serine/threonine-protein kinase minibrain
Exons: 10
Coding region: 1795-4989 (1064 amino acids)
Biological process (GO): positive regulation of DNA-templated transcription; peptidyl-serine phosphorylation; peptidyl-threonine phosphorylation
Cellular component (GO): nucleus
Molecular function (GO): ATP binding; protein serine/threonine kinase activity; transcription coactivator activity
Source: RefSeq, a predicted model, not a curated record